CCUUACUGGCCGUUCCCUUUCCUCCCUCGCACCAGCUCCCCCCGCUUGGUCGCGUGCUUGCUGGAGCAGCCAAUGGGGUGGCAGUCCGCGUGCGCAGAUUCAAACGGUGGCUCUGGAAAGAAGCUGGGCGCGAGAUUCGGCGGCAGGGACAAAAAAGCCAGCGAGGGUGACGGCGGCGGCAUCGCCUAAGGAAAGCCCUACUGGAGGAGAUCCGAGCAGUGACAGCUGGACAAGGCCACAGGAGGGGCACUUGGAGCCCGGUUUCCAACCCCUUUCCCCGCCAGCUUGGGCUGGGUGUCGAGCCAUGUCCCCCAUGUGGGGGGCAAGGCGCGGCCGGGGCUAAAAAGUCAGUCCCCCGGGGAGUGCCCGCCUGCCACGGUUGUGUGAGCGCCCUUGGUGGUGACAUCCCCGCUCCCUUCUUCUCGCCUUAUGGUGCGCUCCAAGGAUGGCGAAGAGGCCGCGCAGUGAGGAAGAUGAUGAUGACCUUCACUAUGCAGAUCAUGACUAUGAAGUGCCACAACAAAAAGGUGCAAAGAAGAUAUGUAAUAGAGUAAAAUGGACACGUGAUGAGGAUGAAAAGCUGAAGAAACUGGUAGAACAGCAUGGUACAAGUGAUUGGACAUUUAUUGCUAGUCAUCUACAAAAUCGUUCUGAUUUUCAGUGCCAGCAUCGAUGGCAGAAAGUCCUAAAUCCAGAACUUAUUAAAGGCCCCUGGACUAAGGAAGAAGAUCAGAGGGUUAUUGAGCUUGUUCAGAAAUAUGGUCCAAAGCGCUGGUCUUUAAUUGCAAAACACUUAAAAGGAAGAAUUGGGAAGCAAUGUCGAGAGAGGUGGCACAAUCACCUUAAUCCUGAGGUAAAGAAAUCUUCAUGGACAGAAGAAGAGGACAGAAUCAUCUAUGAAGCUCACAAACGUUUGGGAAAUCGGUGGGCUGAAAUUGCAAAGCUGCUUCCUGGAAGGACUGACAAUUCAAUAAAAAAUCAUUGGAACUCCACUAUGCGAAGAAAAGUUGAACAAGAAGGAUAUUUACAGGAUGGAAUCAAGACUGAGCGACCUUGUUCAUCAAAACUGCCACACAAAACUUGUGCAUCUACAGACCAUCUUCAUACCCAAAAUCAGUUUUACAUACCAGUUCAGGCACAUAUCCCAGGAUAUCAGUAUGUUUCAACAGAAAGCAGCUGCAUAGACCAUGUCACAACUUCUUCAAAUUUCAUUCAGCAGCCAUUUGUUGAUGAUGAUCCUGACAAAGAGAAAAAAAUAAAAGAACUUGAGCUGCUACUUAUGUCUGCUGAGAAUGAAAUCAGAAGAAAGAGAGUCUUAUCUCAAGCUGGAAAUUUUUCUAACUGGUCUGGAGGCUUCAUCAUGGAAGACAGUAUGUCAAACACCCUAAAUAGCCUUGGGGAGCAAACAAAUGACUUUUAUAGUAUGGAUGAACCCCAGGCUGCAACAGUUCAGCAGAACUCUCCUACCAAGUACUUGGCUGUGGAGGCAAAUGCGGUAUUGUCAUCCCUACAGACCAUACCUGAAUUUGCAGAGACACUAGAACUCAUUGAGUCUGAUCCUGUAGCAUGGAGUGAUGUCACCAGCUUUGACCUCUCUGAUGCCGCUACCUCCCCUGUCAGUCAAGCUCCAGUAAAACUAAUGCGGAUUCAGCACAAUGCUGGGGCCAUGGAGUGCCAAUUUAAUGUAAGUGUUGUACUAGAUGGCAAAAAAACAAGUGACGAAGAAGAGUCAACAUCCCCGAGUGCAGCCAAGUUCAGUUCUCCUCCAACUAUUUUGCGCAAGAAGAAGAAACCUAGAACUGGACAGUCACCAGUCAGUGAACAAAAUGAUGGUUCAUGUAACAACGGUCCCAAUUUUGCAUUAAAACAAACACCAGUGAAAACACUACCCUUUUCUCCUUCCCAGUUCUUCAACACCUGCUCUGGAAAUGACCAGUUUAACAUUGAAAAUCCUGCAUUUACAUCAACUCCAAUUUGUGGCCAAAAAGUUCUGAUUACAACACCGUUGCAUAAUAAAGAAGUGACGCCCAAAGAUCAAAAAGAAAAUGCAGGUUUUAGGACACCUACUAUUAGAAGAUCUCUACUUGGUACAACACCAAGGACUCCUACUCCAUUUAAGAAUGCUUUAGCUGCUCAGGAAAAAAAAUAUGGUCCUCUGAAAAUUGUGUCACAGCCACUUGCCUAUUUGGAAGAAGACAUCAGAGAGGUUUUAAAGGAGGAAACUGGAACAGAUAUAUUCUUCAAGGAAGAAGAGGACUCUUUCUAUAAGGGUUGCAAACUAGAGAAUCCUUCUGCAAAGAAAGUCAGGAAGUCAUUAGUCUUGGAUCCUUGGGAAAAAGAAGAGCUUGGUGCCCAGUUUUUCACAGAAGACAAUGUUUCAGAUGUACAGUCAGAAAAUAUUUAUACUACAUCACUGCUGAUGAUACCAUUAUUGGAAAUACAUGACAAUAGAGGCAAUAGGACUCCCGAGAAACAGGAUUCUAGUUCAACAAAGCUGAAUGUAGCAAUGAAAAAAAAGCUGAAUACUUGCACUUCAAAAAAUGUCAAAACAGAAAAAACACUUCAGGCCAAUUGUGAGUGGGAAGCUGUUGUUUAUGGGAAGACAGAAGAUCAGCUUAUUAUGACUGAGCAAGCAAGAAGAUACCUGAGCACCUAUACAGCUACUGGCAGCUCUUCAAGGGCUCUGAUCUUGUGAUUUUCUCAAAAUGUACCGAUCUACCUUUUUUCUUUUUACUAAGGACUUUACGCUGAGAUCUUUUUUCAGCGAUAUGUGUACUGAUACUUUUUUAGAGUUGAAGUCGCUUUGUAAAGGAGAACUUAAGUUUCUUUGUGAACCUUUUUUUUUAAAAGCAAAUUUAAAUGGUCUUUUAAAAGAACACUCUAAAGGAAAUGGUGAAAGGAAUGACUAUUUUUUUCUCUAUGCUAUUUUUUAUUCUUUAGAAUAUAUAUUUCUACUCUCCUUUUAAAGAAACGUUUAAUAUAGAGUAGGUUUACAGGUACUUGGUGAUUUUUGAAAGAGAAACAUUACACAACUCUUUGAAAAUGUUUUUGCUUAAAUGCUCAUUUGCUUAUGUAGCAUUUUUUAUAAACACAAAAGAAAGGAGACUAAAGGAAGAAUAGACGAUUGCACUACUAGUACUAGGUAUGCUGCACAAAAUUAACGACAGUGUUAAAUGUAUUUAUUUGAGAAUGGUACUUCUAAUAAGAGUAGCUAAAGGGAAGAAUUGAAUUUUUAUUAGGAUAAAGCAUCAGUAUUCAUAAAUCUCAAACUGAGACCAUUGUUGAAUGUAUUGUACAGCAUGUGGGAACAGGAAGGCUUUUGUAAAUUUGGAAGGGAGUUUGUGUUUUAAUUUAUUUUCAUUUUAAGCUUAAGGCUGCAAUCUCACCAAGUGCCCACAUAUUCCCGCUGCUUUGCAAAGCAACAUAAACCCAUGGGGAAGCCAAGACAAACUUGCUCUUGCUUGCAGAGGGGAGAGAAAGGGUAGUACCAUAAUGCCCAGUCCACAGAGAUGACAACUAUAAGCACUGUUGGCCUCUGCUCUUCCACUCUCUUUGUUUGAACCUCAACCGUGUGCAGUGUUUUCAAACUCAGUCCAUUCUGCUAGUUUUUGAGAUUAACUACAUCCCUCUUUUCCCCCAUUAGCCUACUUUUCCAUAUCCAGACACUAUGAAUCUGAAGCAGAGACCUGUCAGUCCUGUCUAGGUCCCGAGUCUUCUUUGACAGAUGAGUCUAAAACUAACGUGCCACUUGAACACCCUUUCUCCUUCCAGCGUUUUAAGUCUUUGGGCCUUCAUGCACUGCCUUCAUUUUGGUAGGACAUGUAAGAAUGUCUCAGAUUAUAACAAUUGGACAUUAUGAAUAAGAAAAAAAUCAGUGUCUAUUGUAUUUUUUUAGGACGCUGAAGUGGGAUUAAUCCUGGUACAGCUCUGCCAUGAAGGAAGCGAUACAAGGGCUCUCCUUAGGUCAAGGAAAGUGAAAAGUUUGUGCGGGUAAAGGACCAGUCUCUUAAAAGGUGACUCUCAUAUUCUCAGCUGCCGAUUGUGCCGUUUGACAGUGAUGAGAGUAUCCUACUCCAUGAGCGCUGAGAAAUGUGUGUUAGGGAAACCAGGAGCAAGCUUAUGGUGACCAUUGAUUCUACAAAUGGGCUAGGGAGGGAAAGGAGAGCAAGACCCAUUAUCGUUCGAGGUAUCACAGCUAGUGGUGUUGUGGAAGUGUUGUGACACACUGUACAUGGCAGAAGUUAACAAACUGGAAAAAGAGAGGAAGCAUAGCUGAGCCGGUCUUUUACAGCAAGUCCUCUGACUUGUCUCAAUCUCUACAAAUGCAUAAUAAUUUACCUGAGGAAACAGAUUGCAGUAGUUGUGGCCCCUGAGCUGUCUGAUGGAUGAAGGAUGUCUUUGAGAUAUUUACAGAUUAUCUCAUUCUACUAUUCCCAAUCAAAUCAAAGCAGGAAUAAAGGAAAGUGUACUGUGGUUUGGUCCUGGAGAAGCACCAGGCUGAGCGUAAGCACAUCUCAGAGAAGGAUUGACUUCCUGUUUUUCCUGAGCAGUGUAAACUUCACAGUGAAAGAAGUAAAAGGGAGAAUGAGUGUUCUCUCUAUGAAGGAUGGUGAUGGAGAAUCAGCUGCAAUGGCAGGAUGCAUGAAGUAUUUGGGAUGCUUUGCAAACACCAAGCCUGAAGUGGGUCUAUGUGAGCACAAACAUUUCACAGGAUUGCAGCCUCAAUGUGUAGAUAUUUAUAUGUAUGCAGGUUGUCUAGAAGCUGAUGUUGUUUUCCUGGUACAUAGCUCCAGCUAAAAUGAGAGGACAAAUUUUAACUUUGGUGCAUGGAAUAACAGCAACAUUACAGGCUGUGAAAUACAUGAAUUUGCAUUUAAUCUACUUAAGAUUGCACUAUUCCCUUUUAAAUCAUGUUGGUCUACAUAGUAGUUUUAAAGUUCACCAGAGUUAUACUACAAGUAUUCCAGGACUUGGGUUAUUAAAAGGAUACAUUUGUGGAGGGACAGAACAUGAAGACUUGCUAUCUUGUAGCCCUAUACAGGAAUUGAAUACCAAUGCAUUUCAUUACACAUCUGAAAGAAGAGUUUGUUCAUAUAGUCAUUUUUCUCAACAUGAAUAGCUAUGGGCCUACCUUUGCCACAUUUUGUGCUUUCAUGUGGAGAGAUGUUGGUGUGAACUGGUCUGUAGAUAGAUUACAGUUGCAAUUGUUCCUGUAAUCGUGCUUAAAGAAUUGCUACCACAGUCACAGAACUUGCUGUUGCCUCUUUCUCUGUACAGCUCAAGUCACACUCGCACUCCCCCAUGACAGGAUGGGCUAUGCUUACUUGCUCUGAAGCUGUGAACUGGCUCAAAAACAUUUUAUAGCUGCUCUUGGAAUCCUCAACAACUCAAUUACAAAACUGUUUAAAAUGAAAAUAGACUUUUUUAAUUUAAGAUUUGUCCAUGUGUCUAACCUUCACAGGUUACAGCACUUGCUUCAGUUUACCUGCUUUAGACAUUUGCACUUAUUUUUGUCUGAUUUGAAGGAAUGUCUUGGUUUUGCUCUUGUUGUAGCUUUUUUUAGUUAUUUUCUUGCAGAACAUAAUGGUGUGCUGUCAACCUAAAUACUGACAGGAAAAUAGAAUUGUAUACUGUAUACUGUAGAUGUUAUCUAUUUAUAAAUCUGACACUCUUCCUCUCCACUCCUGGGUGUGCUGCUAUAGAUGGUAGCAGAAUCUGCUUGCUGCUAUGAGAGAUGGAAAGAGCGAGCAUCAUAUGCACUGUAUGUAAAAUGACAAAUAGAAUGAUGGCAUGUUCACAAGUUAACUGAUAUCAACUGUUGCUGUGCAGGGAGUAACACAAUUACUAGAAAGAAACCUGAUACCGCAUAACACCAAGAACUCUAAAAAUGAAUUUCCUUGUUUUAAUAUUGUGUGUGGUAUGUAAAGCAAUCUCUGAUGUUAGCAUACUUAAAUACAGCUUAAGGCCCCCUAUCAUAGUUUAUUUAUUUAUUAUUCUAAAUGAAUAUUUAUAUGUAGAAUAUUCACCUUGCCUUUUAUAGGCACACAAAGUUUUUAUCCAGUUUGAAAACUUAGCAUUUUUCAGAUCAACUCUGUUGAUAAGAGAAUUAUGCUUCCUGUUCAAAAUGUGAGAAGCUAGUUUGGAUCUCCCUUUGGCAUUGAUGGUUUUGGUGUGAUCUCUCUCUUAAGUAAGCUUCUUUAGAGGAUUUCCUUACCUGAAGCACAAAGGAGUUAAGUGAAUGUGAUUAGCUAGUAAGGCUAAUUUAACCUAACAUUCCUACCAUGGCCUUUUUGCCUUUUCUUUCUUUUUAAUCACAGUCCACCCACCUCAAGCCACCUGAACAAGCUACUUCAAGCCUUGAUGGCUGUUUAAGUAGUAUGUGUGUUAGUCACAUGUCCUGCUGGGUAUCCGCAAGCACUUAGGUGUAUUUAAAAUGUGCUCUCCAGAUUACAACCAGUAUGCCAAGAUCCAAAGAGUUGUGUGUGUGCAUCAGCACUGCCUGGAUUUUCCAAUUCUGGCCACAGUUUCCUGUGCUAUGUUGGAAGAUUCUCUGGAGAGUCCCCAGACUUUCUGGAGUAGCUUUUGGGGGGGGACAAGGGAUAGCAGUGGGCUGGGGAGUGGUGGAACAAAGAUUCUGCAGUAUACACACAAACAUUGGCUGCAGUUCUCUGGAUUGACUCUAUGUCUUCAUCUAUUAUGCUUAAAAGAUCUGCUGCUUUGCAGGAGGUAUGUAAAUUAUUCUUGUUUUUUUCUUUUUAAAUGGUACCAAAGCCUCCAGUACCAAGGUUUAAUGUAGGUCUCUGGUAAGUAGUACAAACUGGAGUUGGUAUUGGUUGAAUCUUUCAUUUAAUUGCUUUUGUGUUGCUUUUAGCAAAAAAGAGAAAUAAAUGGUUUUAAACCUUUGAAAUGUUAGAGAUAUUUUGGUACUUUUUCAUUCUUAGGUGCAUUUGCCAUUUUUUAAAUUAAAUAUAUAAGUAGAAUGUACCUG
Molecule: messenger RNA, 6988 nt
Organism: Rhineura floridana
Lineage: Eukaryota; Metazoa; Chordata; Lepidosauria; Squamata; Rhineuridae
Gene: MYBL1
Product: MYB proto-oncogene like 1
Exons: 16
Coding region: 446-2695 (749 amino acids)
Biological process (GO): regulation of DNA-templated transcription
Cellular component (GO): nucleus
Molecular function (GO): DNA-binding transcription factor activity, RNA polymerase II-specific; RNA polymerase II cis-regulatory region sequence-specific DNA binding
Source: RefSeq, a predicted model, not a curated record